UUGUCUUCCCCCAUCUUUCCUCUCCAGGCUACAGAGCUUCCUUCAAGACUGAGGAGCAAUCUGGCUGAAGAUGGCAGCUGCUAGUGUCGUCACACAUCCUGGCAAGAGUAGCCUGGAUUACUACAGGAACGACAGCAUGGUGCUGUCCCUGUGUGAGAACCCAGUGAACAGCACAGACUUCAUGUGUGACAAGAGGCAGGUCAGGCACUUUGCUCAAGCCUUCCUGCCAGUGUUUUUCUGGCUCAUCUUUGCUGUGGGCACAGUGGGGAACACCUUGGUUGUGCUUGUCUAUUGCAAAUACCACUUCAGGAGGAGCAUGAUGGAUCUGUACCUGCUGCACCUGGCCAUCGCUGACCUCCUGCUCCUUUUCACCUUCCCCUUCUGGGCCAAAGCUGCUUCUGAUGGAUGGAUCUUUAAGGACUUCAUGUGCAAAGUUGUGAACAGCAUGUAUAAGAUCAACUUCUAUGGCUGCAGCUUGCUUCUAACCUGCAUCAGCUUUGACAGGUACAGCACUAUAGUCCAAGCAAUGAAAGCUAAAACUUGUAAGCGAAGGUGGCUCCUGCGCAGCAGGCUCAUGUGCCUGGCUGUCUGGCUGACAUCUGUGAGCCUGUGCAUCCCAGAACUCAUUUACAGCCAGAGCACACAGGUGGGUGAUGUAACAGUUUGCAAAAUUAUGUACCCACCAAACGUCAGUGUGAUCUUCAGAGUUACGGUCCUGGCCUUGAAAGUUAUCAUAGGAUUCUUCCUCCCGCUCCUUGUCAUGGUGAUUUGUUAUGCCCUUAUCAACACCCUCCUACAAGCCAAAAGAUUUCAAAAGCAGAAGUCGCUGAAGAUCAUCACCAUGAUCCUCACCGCUUUCCUCCUCUCUCAGUUCCCGUACAAUAUUGUUUUGCUGGUCAAAGCCAUCAACACCUACACAGGGGUGGUGCACAGUUGUCAGGCUGCCAACCAGCUGGACAUCGGGCUGCAGGUCACCCAGAUCAUCGCCUUCCUCCACAGCUGCCUCAACCCCUUCCUCUAUGUCUUUGCUGGCGAGCGGUUCAGGAUGGCACUGGGCAGGAUGAUGCAAAGCUGUGGCUGCUGCUGGAGCAGGGGCCAGGAGCACUCUGCCUGUGACAGCCAGGAGCACAGCUCAAACUGGUCCUUUGCCAUGCUGGGGAGGCGGCGGGUGAGGAACUCCCUGAUCCUCAACACUCACUGGACCUCCUUUGUUAUGUCCCCUCCUUGCAAAGUCAUCCUGUAAGUUAGUCCUCACCUGCUCCUCUCCAGAGAAGCACCAAGCUCUUUGGAAACCAUCUGUAUACCCCAAAGAUUAUCCCAGAGGGGCAGAAAGGGUUGGGGACCUGCCCUUGAUGUGCAGGACCCAACUGAGGGUUGCUGGCUGAGAGAAAAGGAAACCUUUAGCAGAUGGGAGCAAAAUGGAAACAUACUUGCUAUAAACAGAACUGAUAGAUGUCAAAAGCUAUCUUUGUGACAGCUGGCCCAUCUGCAGCUCAGACCACAACCUGAAAUAACAAGUCUCAUAGCAGGUGAUACACCCAGGUAUGGCAGCAACACAGGCUGAUGAAGUGUUCUGACCACAGGAAGCAGCAGCAGGGGGUUCAACCUUCAUUUGCUGUCACACCAGCUUCCCCUAAGAAUGUGGCCUGACUUGGGAGCCCUGCCACAUUCCUACACCAGAUUCCAUCCUGUGUAAAGGAGAAUGGUCUUUAGCUCUGACACUGGUUUGUAGCAGUGAGCAAAUGCUGCUCUCUGUGCCUGGGCAAAUGCAACUCUGUUUGGCUGCAUAGGUGGUUUUUCUUGCAAAGAAAAGCCAGUUGUUUGUGUACAUAAAGUGAGCAUUGCAGAAUGUGGUCUUUCUCCUUUAUUUUAGCUGUGUAAUGUCAGUUUCGAUGGCUUCUGUUUUGAUACUGGAAACAAAUCAUCCCUCACAGUAAAAAUUAAGGGCUUUGGAGACAUUGAGUUGUUUGUCCCAGGGAUAUUUGCUGUAUGGUGCAAAGCUGUCAUGAACCAGAACACAAAAACCAAACCAAAUGGUUCAGCUGACCACCAGUUAUGCACCAAUAUCUUUGAAAAAUAUAUUUAACCUAGCACCAGCAAGACAGGGAGUAAUUAAGUGUCAAACCUAAUGAAAUUUGGAAUGAGACAUCAGGAUGUGGAGGCUGCCAUUCCCAGAAGUGGUGUGCUGUAAUGCACCCCAAAACCUGAGCCCACAGGGCAUCAUUUAUCUGUUCCGCUUUGCUCAUCCCCUCACAGGGACAUGGCCUUGCCAGUCCUGCCUGACCACAGCCUGCACCUCACAUUCUUCAAUUGCAGAAUGUAGUGCUCAGGAGGCUUUGUUUUAAAUAAUCUCAUGUAACCUGGUUUGCCUUCUGGUAUUUAGGUCUUGCAGGGAAAAAGAGUUUUCAUUGUGCGUUUAUCAUUAAAGCAUGUUGGUAAACAAGAGGUUUCUGCAGAGUUUGGUGCUGCUUUUCUAGCUAUACCUGGUAUACCUGGGCAGAUAGGGGGUUCAAGUUUCAUAUACAUUUAUGAGGAUUUUUUUUUUAACCUUAGGAGGAAAAAUGGUCAAAGAUGUAUAUAAUUUUCACUGUGUGUACA
Vidua chalybeata is the source of this 2598-nucleotide messenger RNA. It is a transcript of the gene CCR9, whose product is annotated as C-C motif chemokine receptor 9. The transcript has 2 exons. Gene Ontology annotation, biological process: G protein-coupled receptor signaling pathway; immune response; chemotaxis. Gene Ontology annotation, cellular component: membrane. The record is from RefSeq and is a predicted model, not a curated record. Gene Ontology annotation, molecular function: chemokine receptor activity; scavenger receptor activity; chemokine binding. Lineage: Eukaryota; Metazoa; Chordata; Aves; Passeriformes; Viduidae. Bases 71 to 1243 code for a protein of 390 amino acids.